ACAUCACGCCUCUUUAUGGGGCGCGUCUCGAAGCUUUCAUCACCCCUGAGCCAGAGGCUCUGUUUCAGACAGUCGGGGUUCUCGACAGCGACGACUGCUCCUUAUCUGCUCCUCGGGAGAGAUGUGGUCGGAAAAUCUCUUUGCGGCGGAAACGUAGUGAACCUUAACUUGUACGAUCCGAAGAAAGAAGAGCAAGUGACCAUGGAAAAUAAGAUCCUGGGCCGUGGAACCUCGCCGAUAGGAUCAUCGAGGGGAUGGCUAGCUACGAUGAAGAAACGCGAUUCCACUGUGAGCCUCAUUAACAUCUUGGACAAACCUUCGAAGACAAUCUCUCUACCUCCCUUAAUCAAAGACGAAACCGAGCGCCUCCUCAAUGUCUCUGUCUCCUCAGAGUCAGAAGAAGACUGUGUAGUCGCUGCGAGGUUUUACGGGUCUAGACUCAGUCUGUGUAGACUUGGUGACUCGGAGUGGACUCGCAUCGACGUACCUUGCCCAGACUUCCGUUUAUCUCCCGUCAUGUACUCAGACAGAGACCGGAAGUUCUACUUGAACAGUUGCAGCUCUGACUACACCGGUCCAACCGAUUUCACCUCUAAAUCUGGUUUAGUCUCUCCUCCGGUGAGUGGCUACGUGAGAUUCCCCUUGUCUAACUUUCCCAAGUUAGAUAACGCCUUGAGUCUCCAACGUAUCAAUGUCCAGCAGCAACUAGUCCAGUCUCCUUCCGGCGAGUCCUUCAUCGUUUUAUGGGCUGUGGAUUCCUUUACGAGCAAAGGAGAAGCUGUGGAAUGGGAAGACGAGAUGUUUAACCAGGACGACAUCCUCAUAAAGACUCACAAGAUCAUGGUCUUUAGGCAAGACACCGAGAAAGGCAUUGGUGCAUACACUGAAGACAUCGGUGAUCUCUGUAUUUUUGUGGGCGAGAACGAACCAUUUUGUCUCUCCGCUAGCGACUAUCCUGGUCUCAAACCUAACUCCGUCUACUUUGCUGGUCACUGCUCAGGUUACGGCGUCUGUGAUCUCGCUUCUCGCACCAUCAACUAUCUUUCUGCUUCGCCUCGUCAUCGCCUCUUUUGGCUUCCUCCAACAACAUCCCAUUCCCACAAGUAG
Messenger RNA from Eutrema salsugineum, 1107 nucleotides. RefSeq lists its product as uncharacterized. The annotation marks the transcript as partial. NCBI's taxonomy places the organism in Eukaryota, Viridiplantae, Streptophyta, Magnoliopsida, Brassicales, Brassicaceae. The transcript is spliced from 2 exons. The record is from RefSeq and is a predicted model, not a curated record.